This is a messenger RNA of Lasiodiplodia theobromae, 861 nucleotides long. RefSeq lists its product as uncharacterized. The transcript has a single exon. NCBI's taxonomy places the organism in Eukaryota, Fungi, Ascomycota, Dothideomycetes, Botryosphaeriales, Botryosphaeriaceae. The record is from RefSeq and is a predicted model, not a curated record. Bases 1 to 861 code for a protein of 286 amino acids.
AUGAAAACCUACUUCCUCCCCCCAAAACCGGACAUCGCCCCCAACACAUCCAUCAAACUGGGCAGCAUCAUCCUCUCCCCCCACCUCGCCGAAGAGCCGCUGUCCCCCAACCCGCCCCCCAUCCCACCCCACCUCCACCAACCCGACCACAUCGAAACCGACUGGUCCUGGACGACGUCCCAGCACCGCUCGCACAACGCCGGCAUCUGGACGUCCUUUCUCCAGCUCUUCUUGGGCGCCGGAAUCGACGUCAGCGGCGAAGCGGCGCGCAGCGCGUCCGACGCGUGGAGCGCCGCGAGGCUGACGACGCAGCGCUUUGUGCCGGAUCUAGCGUACGUGCGGCAGGCUGUGGCCGCCGACGAGGUGCAGGAGUAUCUGGGGAGUGAAGGGUCAUUUCGGGCGAAGAAGAUUUACAUGGUGACGGGGGUCAAGAUCGCGAGCGGGGCGGGGGUGGAGAGCGGGGUGGAGCGGGAGAUGGGGGUGAAUUUUAGCCCGGGCGUGGAUGGGUCGGGGGUGGGUGUGCCGCUUGCGCUUGGGAUGGCGGUUGGGGGUUCGCGUGGGUUCUCGGAUGUGCGGUCGUCGCGGAGUGUGACUGAUUUCGUGUUUGCGUACCGGUUGAGGCAGAUCAGGUAUAAGGUGAAGGGUGGUGAAGAGUUUGUGACUCAUCGGGAGUUCAGUGAAGGAGCUUUCUACGGCGAGGAGAUGCAGGACAUUCUUUCUGGGCCGCCGACCAUUGAGUUUGAAGCGGAGGAUCUGGAGGACCAGGACGCUUCUGGGGAAGACUUUGAGGCCACGCAAGUUCUGGACGUCCCUGGUGAUGACGAGGGUGAGGACUGUCAAGUUGCUGUCUUGUUGAAUUAG